CUUCAAAGUGAUUCGGAGAGCCAGGCAGAGAGUCACCAAGGACUCAUUUCGUGAUAUUUAGAAGACCCAUCCAGUAAUCGUGACCCUAACUGUAAACGUGAAGGCGUUUACUUGGGGAUUUGGGCCUGCCCGUUGGGCGUUAUCGGCCCAAGAGUACGGAGAGAUGUCGAUUCGGACGGCAGCUCAACGUCUCGUGCAAAAUGGUCGGGUCAUUCUGCGUUCUCUCAGGAAUCCCGAGCAUCGAUACAAUAGCUGCUAUUCCAGAAGCCAGCUCGACAAGAUACACGUUGUGGAAUUAGGCAAAUCACAGGGCCACGUGCCUCAGGCUAGUGGUAAUGGCUCGGCUGCAGGGAGACAUCUCGGCUUCCUGGGAGCUCAGGCUCGACGAAUAUUUGUUGAUAAUAUCUUGAAACGGGUGACAAAUACUCUUGCAGCUGAUCUACGACGACGUGCAGCUAGUCGUCUUUUGUUUGGGGAUUCUGCACCUUUCUUUGCUCUUGUCGGAGUGUCUUUAGCAUCUGGUACAGGAAUACUUACAAAGGAUGACGAACUAGAAGGAGUCUGUUGGGAGAUUAGGGAAGCCGUUUCAAAGGUACAAUGGAACACGCCACAAAACGACAAAAAUUACGAAACUACGACUAUCGAAGAGCCACCAGCAGGUCUGAAAGACUUCGUAAUUGGCCCAGUUAUUGCAAAAGGAUGUUCCGCUGUUGUUCACGCUGCUCGUUUCAAGGACGCAUCGGAAAAAAAAGAUUCCGAUCAAAUAAUGAUCGACGAUCAGUCCAAGAAUUUGUCAACUUUCCCAUUGGCUAUCAAGAUGAUGUUUAAUUACGAUGUUGAAUCAAAUGCUACUGCAAUCUUGAGAGCAAUGUACCGUGAGACAGUACCAGCCAGGAAGCACUACAGGAAUGAUGAAUUGGCACAAUGGGAACAAAGAAUGGCUGAUAAUAAAAGAAAUCUUCCUCCACAUCCAAAUAUAGUAGCUAUGUAUUAUGUCUUUGCUGAUAUGGUGCCUGCGCUACCAGAAUCAAUAAGAAUGUAUCCUGAUGCUCUUCCUGAAAGACUCAAUCCUUACGGAUCAGGAAGAAAUAAGAGCCUCUUUUUGCUUAUGAAAAGAUACGAUGUCACAUUGAAACAGUAUAUGACCGAUCGUGAAGUCAGUACUCGUGUGUCCAUCUUGUUGCUCGCCCAACUCCUGGAGGGAGUUGCACACAUGAAUGCUCACGGUAUUGUACACAGAGAUUUGAAGAGUAACAAUAUUCUGUUGGAUUUGUCCGAAGAAUUAGACAAUUGUCCGACCUUAGUAAUCACUGAUUUUGGUUGUUGCUUGGCCGACAAGAAUCAUGGUCUUUAUAUGCCAUACAAUAGCCACGACAUUGACAAAGGCGGGAACAUAGCGCUCAUGCCACCGGAAAUCGUAACAGCUGAACCAGGUCCUUUCACUAGUUUGAAUUAUACCAAAGCUGACCUCUGGACAGCGGGAACUAUUGCUUAUGAGAUAUUCGGUCAGAGAAAUCCCUUCUACGAGGAUAAAAAGGCAAAAACUGCUUUGAAAAAUCAUAUUUACACCGAUGAUGCGCUUCCGGCUCUACCGGAAACUGUUCCUGGAGUUAUAGCUGCUUUGAUUAAAAAUAUACUGAGCAGAAGCAUGUAUAAGCGACUCAGUCCUGACAUAGCAGCUACGAUUAUACAAUUGUACUUAUGGGCACCAAACGCCUGGCUUCGAAAUGAAGGCAAGCUGCCCUCAAGUAACGAGAUUCUCCAAUGGUUGUUGAGCUUAACCACAAAGGUACUUUGCGAGGGUCGUAAAUUCGAUCAUUACCAACCGGAAAUGCUUUAUGAUAAGAAAAAGCAGGAGAUAACACGACAGAAUUCGUAUCGCCACGAACUCUCGACGCGCUCAUGUGGACGACGCACAAUGCCAGAGUAUCAGCUUAUAGCAAGCUUUCUUAGUAGAGUAACAUUGAGUAACGUGAGGGAUGGCUUGAAGUGGAUACAGCGAAACGCCUAAUAUUUAUUUGCUUUUUUUUUAUAUUAACGGCGUAGAGAGUUUAAAUUAACACUGGUGAGUAAGAUCAUCAGGGGACUGCGCAUGCGCCACUUCAGUAGAAAUGAAACAAAAAUAGCCGGUCUGGCACUUAGAUGUACAGAUUCUUAUUAACAGAAAUACAGCCUUGUUUAAGGUUGCGAAAGUAUUGAUGUGAAAAACACGCGAAACGGUUACUUAAUAACCGAAAGAUAAUUAAUCAGUUUGUUUUUUGUUUGCCCUCAAAGAAGUAUUCGCUGAGCACAGGUAUACAAAGCUUUCUUAGUGUUCAAAUUGAAUUUUUGUACUCGUCGAACCACAAAAGGGAAGGAAGUGAUUCAUUUGGCUUUUUUUUUUCUUCAUUUACAUUUAUGCAUGCCACGGGAGAAAGAGAACAUUACACCCUUUUGUGAUUCAUGUGCCUUUAAUAUCGAGGUAUGAAAUUGUUGAUUGGAUUUAAUUUGAGAAUUAUUGUUUUAUUCUUAACUUUUCGCUUAGCUCAAGCGACCCUUCGCGCGUCUUAUAUAAAAUAUAUGAAAAAAAAAUCAACCAGAAAAAAGCCAAAAAAAAUAGAAAAAUGGUAGACUAGAAGGAACGGAUUUCGUUUUGGCUGCAAUCUUUUGAGUUUUCUCAGUAAAGAUUGAUUACGUCGCGUAUACAGAAUAAUAUUAAUGAUUACCGUGCAGUACAUGAAAAUGAGUACUGACACGAGUAACAAUAUUUUUUCUUCUCUUUUCGAUCUUCCGAAGACUUUGUUCACGGACUAUUUAUUGUAUAUCUUCAAUGGUAUAACUUAUAGAAUUUUUCAGAUCAUCAAUUUUGGUUUUAAUAAGUUAGAGACUUGAGAAAUCAAGACCACGUAUAUUUGAAACUAUACUGAAAGUUUAUAUUUCCAUAAUGAAUUCGCGUUCUGGUCACAGUUGGUGAUUUGAAAAUUGCAGGUGUAAAUAUUAAUAAUUUGUUCUGGUUAGUUCGAGAGACGUAAUGGGCUUGUAUAAAAUAAAUUGGAAAUAAAGAUUGUACAUAGGAGUGAUGGAAAAAUCA
Molecule: messenger RNA, 3070 nt
Organism: Cephus cinctus (wheat stem sawfly)
Lineage: Eukaryota; Metazoa; Arthropoda; Insecta; Hymenoptera; Cephidae
Gene: Pink1
Product: serine/threonine-protein kinase PINK1, mitochondrial
Exons: 7
Coding region: 164-2011 (615 amino acids)
Biological process (GO): protein phosphorylation; regulation of apoptotic process; autophagy of mitochondrion
Cellular component (GO): mitochondrion
Molecular function (GO): ATP binding; protein serine/threonine kinase activity
Source: RefSeq, a predicted model, not a curated record